AUGUCAAGCCAAGACCAGCAACAACAACAGCAGCAGCAACAGCCUGCACAAGCUCAAGCUCAGACUCCAACGGCUUCUUCGAGUUCCACUGCUGAAAAUACUACUACCACAACUACAUCAAUUCAACAACAAAAUGUUAUCGCUGAUGAUAGUUUACUCUGCCAAUGGGAGAAAUGUUCUGAGAGAUGUCAAACUCCAGAAUCUUUAUUUGAACACAUCUGCGAGAAGCAUGUCGGAAGAAAGAGUACCAAUAACUUGAACCUCACUUGCGGUUGGAAUUCUUGUCGCACUACUACCGUCAAACGCGAUCAUAUUACAUCUCAUAUUCGUGUUCAUGUUCCACUUAAACCACAUAAAUGUGAAUUCUGUGGAAAGGCAUUUAAACGUCCUCAAGAUUUGAAGAAACAUGUCAAGACUCAUGCCGAUGAUUCCGUUUUGUUGAGAUCUCCAGAACAACCUGGUGGUCCAAAUGGAGGAUAUAGACAAGGCGGCGGUAAAGUGAUUGCUAAUUUGCAAAACCUUGCAGCCAAUCCCAUCGGUUAUUAUGACCAUAAUGCUUCAAUGCAUCCUGGCUCUGCCGCGGUCUAUGGCAAUUCUCAUCACGGUGCUCAUCCUGGAUAUUAUGCACCUCCUGCCCAACAAUCUUCGUAUGGUGGAGCCCCAGGCUAUUAUCAAAUGUCCCAUAACCCUGAUCUUGGUCAGCAUGCAGCUUGGGACGAGAAAAGACGUAAUUUUGACAACUUGAAUGACUUCUUUGGUGCUGCUAAGCGUCGUCAAAUCGAUGCUCAUUCUUAUCAUCAAGUUAAUCAGAGAUUAAUGCAAUUACAAGGCAUUCCUAUCGGUACAGGUGGAGGUAUCUCUGAUUAUAUGCACUCAGCACCUCAAUUAAUUCCAUUGGACGGCCACGGAGGUCAUGGGGGACAUGGCCAUGGAGGUCCCAUGCCACAACACCAAUAUUCCCUUCCACUACCAAACUUGAGAACCAAGAAUGAUCUCAAUUCAAUGGAUCAAUUCUUGGAGCAAAUGCAAUCAACAGUCUACGAAAGUUCAAAUGCUGCUGCCGCUGCUGGUAUACAUCAACCUGGUGUUCACUACACCCAUCAAGGUAUCAACUUCCGUCAAAGUCACUCGCCAUCACAAAGUCAAAUCCACAACAUUGGUUCAAUGCCAUCACAUGUUUCGACUUCUUACGCCUCUGCACCAAUGACCGCAACCCACUCAUCUCAUUCAUCUGGUACACCAGCCUUGACACCUUCAAGUUCCGUCUCGUACACUUCUGGCAAUUCUCCCAUGUCCUCGAGUGGAUUGUCUCCUAUCUCACGACAUAGUUCUACAUCAACUGCAGCAUAUCCAAAUCUCCCUGCAGUGUCUCUCGGAUACUCGCCACACCAUUCAGCAACUGCACCAACAUCUACACUUGGUACAAAUUUUGACAGUGAUCUUCGCCGUCGUUAUUCUGGUGGCGUACUCCAGCGAAGUGCCGGCGGACUCAACACUAGCCAAUAUCGCGAGUCUUCGGAGGCUUCUACUAUUGGCUCCCCAACACCAUCUCCAAAGGAAACAACCCCUCGUCCUGAGUCUAUCGUCAAGACAGAUGUUACAAAUAAUCUUGAUCCAGCUCUAUCUGGUGUUAGCUCACCUGCUGAUCGAUCAAUUGAUAGUGGUGAGAGUGCUCGUGAUAGAGCUGAAGAGGCAUGGAUCGAGAAUAUUCGUGUCAUCGAAGCUCUCCGUCGAUAUGUCAGUGAACGUCUUCAAAAUGGCGAGUAUGUGAAGGAAGAAGAAGAUACCUCCAUGACUGAUACAGAAAUGAAAGAUGUUCCAGCUAAGACUGAGGAGAAGCCUACCGAGAGUCUCUACCCAGUUUUGAGAACAGAUGAUGAUGAGUAG
Sclerotinia borealis F-4128 is the source of this 1887-nucleotide messenger RNA. The record is from the annotation of a GenBank genome assembly. Lineage: Eukaryota; Fungi; Ascomycota; Leotiomycetes; Helotiales; Sclerotiniaceae.